UUUUCUACGCCACUUUACAAAUUGAGAGGUUCCAUUCGAAUGUUCCGGGUUUAUUUUAUGCUUGCAGCAUUGCAUUUCAGCAGUCCGCUCCUUUAUGUGGAGUUUUUUUGUAAAAAUAAAUAUUAUUAUAUUUCCGAAAAUAAUUUCGGAGUUCCAAAUGUGCAGUUUGGAAGAUGAGUAGUAUUAGAUAAGCGAGAUAAGAUAAGAAGCGAGUGGAAACUAAAAAAAAACUUGUCGCCGUGUUCUUCCGUAAUUUUACUUGGAGGAUUUAUUUACAAGAAAAUUAAAAUAUAACUUGGUAGGGAUCAGUUUUAAAUAUAUUUAAAAACUAAAAAUGACGGACGCAGGAUUCUUUCGGGGUACCUCAUCGGAACAAGAUAACCGCUUCAGCGACAAGGAGAAGAAACUCUUGAAACAAAUGAAGUUUGCAGAUAACCUCACUACGAAGAUUGAAAUGAACAAAAUCAAAAUUGACGUACUCAAGCCUUGGAUUGGAAAGCGGAUAAGUGAAUUGUUGGGGAUGGAAGAUGACGUUGUGACGGAAUUUGUGGUAAAUCAACUUGAAGAAAAGAACCUUGAUGCCAGAAAAAUUCAGAUAAAUCUGACAGGUUUUCUGAAUGGCAAGAACGCUAGAAUCUUCACGGGUGAAUUGUGGGAUAUGCUCAUUUCUGCUCAAGAGAGCCCGACAGGAAUUCCAGCAUCAAUGGUUGAAGCAAAAAAGGAAGAGAUACGCAAACGCAAUGAGGAUCAAGAACGAAUUAACGAAAGUGUGAAGAGGACUAUUAGUCGGUAUACGGAAAAAAUAAAAGAUGACAGAGAUUCACCUCCUAGUCGCCGUGAUAGAUCUUCUUCCAAAGACUCACCACGUCCAACAAAGUCGACCAGGGACCCCGACGACGCGGCGGAGUCUAGUCUAUCAAGUUCAAAAAGGAACUACCGCAGCAGGAGAUCUGCGUCUGCUUCUCCCGAGCCAAAUAAGAGGAAAUCUCGAUCUCGAAGUGGUAGUCGAGAUAGAAAAAACAAUAGAGACAAGAGAACAGCGAGAUCGAGGGAUAACUCUAGAGACCGUGACAGGGACCGAGAUUCUGGGCGACGUGGAGGUGCCUCCGGUGGAGGAACUGACCGAUUUGGUAGGGACCAUAGACCGGACAACAGACCUAGGAGGUCACGAUCGCCUCGUCCCCAAAGACGUAGCCGUUCCCGUUCUCCCCAGAGAAGACCGAGAUCACCUCCACAUUGGGCGGGUGCGGGUGGUAGAGCUUCGUCUCCUCCAAGAGCAGUAAGACGUCGUUCACCUUUAUUCGAACCAAGAAAUAGUAGAAAUGAUACGAAUUAUCGCGAUGCACCAGUAACCGCCGAUAGAGACAGAUUUCGGAGUCGACAAGAUGAUCGCAGAAGCAGAAGUCCCACUAAUAACGUGAAGCAAAGGGAUAAACCAACGGAUAGAUCGUUGGACCGGAAGGAUAAGGAAUCUAAAGAUGUGCCGGCUGCUAGCAAUAAGGCUUCGAAAAAGGAUGGUGCCAAGAAGGACUCUGAGUCUCCCAGCAGUAAUGGAACAUCACCCGAAAACGGAAUUCCCAAGUCCGGCAAGAAACACAAAAGUUCUUCAGAUUCGGACGACAAAUCUGAGGAUGAGGACCAACCCAAGAAGCAGAAAAAGGACAAGAAGGAUAAAAAGAAGAAAGAGAAGAAGCACAAGAAACAUAAAAAGCACACCAAAAAGUUAAAGAAGACCAAAGAUUCUACAAAGGAUGAUAAAAAAGACUCGAGCGAGGAGGAUGAAAGUGAGGAAGAUGACGAUAAAGGAAAUGAAGAAAAUGGUAACAAGAUGAUUGUAUUACCAAAAGAGAUGGAAAUGUCAUUUCGAAAGCUCAUAAGUGCAAAUGAUGAGCCGUCCAAUGAAGAUUUAGAGCGGAGGUUGAGAGAAAGAGCGUUAGAAUCUAUGAAAAUGAAAAAGGCAAACAUGAAUCACUGAUGCUGUUCCAGGAAAAGAGUAAUAAUAUUAGUGUAAUAUUUGUAUUCUAACUAAAAAGAGUAUGUUAAAUUGCUAAAAUUUUGCCGCUUCGUAAUUUUCCAAGUUUUUUUUUUCAAUUUUUGUUAGAUUCGCCAAUUUGUAUUCUCGUGUCUUUCGUCAGUCAGUCAGUGGUGAUAUCAUCAAAACUGCAUUAUUUUUACUUACUUGCGACGAAUCUGUAUUUCAUGUUUUUUUAAAAUAUCCAACUGUUUAUACGAUUAUAACGCCCGUCUAAAUAAGCAGAAUGUUGUUAUUAUUAAGUAACCUUCCCGAUUCCUACCACCAGACGUUUGUUGUUUUACAAGUAUUUAUUUAUAUAGACCUUCUUGUUAAAUGAUAGUUAUUUUAUAAAACACAAAAAAAGAAAGUAAAAAAAAAUCUUCAAAAUUCCAAACA
Messenger RNA from Folsomia candida, 2410 nucleotides. Its product is annotated as serine/arginine repetitive matrix protein 1. NCBI's taxonomy places the organism in Eukaryota, Metazoa, Arthropoda, Collembola, Entomobryomorpha, Isotomidae. Gene Ontology annotation, biological process: regulation of mRNA splicing, via spliceosome; mRNA processing. The coding region runs from base 335 to 1975 and encodes 546 amino acids. The record is from RefSeq and is a predicted model, not a curated record. The transcript has 9 exons. Gene Ontology annotation, molecular function: RNA binding. Gene Ontology annotation, cellular component: spliceosomal complex.